AUGAAUGUAGCAAGAGCUGCUCAGAAGUGGCAACUGCGCAAGGGUAUGGUUGUUGUGGUUGCCAGCAACUUUGCCGCGCAACGUGUGGCGGCGGCCUGUGGCUUUCGAGUGCUUUGUGUGCUACCCAGGGCCUUCCAACAUCCCGAGCGGGGCUUGGUGGACACGGUGCUGCUGUUCAAUGACCUGAGCUGCGUCCGGACUCCGAUGGGACGGUAA
Molecule: messenger RNA, 216 nt
Organism: Cladocopium goreaui
Lineage: Eukaryota; Dinophyceae; Suessiales; Symbiodiniaceae
Source: the annotation of a GenBank genome assembly